Sturnus vulgaris (Common starling) is the source of this 1466-nucleotide messenger RNA. It is a transcript of the gene GFUS, whose product is annotated as GDP-L-fucose synthase. Gene Ontology annotation, molecular function: GDP-L-fucose synthase activity. Lineage: Eukaryota; Metazoa; Chordata; Aves; Passeriformes; Sturnidae. The record is from RefSeq and is a predicted model, not a curated record. Gene Ontology annotation, biological process: nucleotide-sugar biosynthetic process.
GAUUUUGGCCAUGACAGAGGUGACCAAGCGCAUCCUGGUGACAGGUGGCACUGGCUUGGUGGGCAAAGCCAUCGAGAAGGUGGUGGCCGAUGGAGAGGGGCGGCCGGACGAGGAGUGGAUCUUCGUGUCCUCCCGAGAUGCUGACUUGACGAGCAGUUCUGAGACCAAAGCCCUGUUUGAGAGGCACAAGCCCACCCACGUUAUUCACCUUGCUGCCAUGGUCGGAGGCCUCUUCAAAAACAUCCGCUCCAAUCUGGAUUUUUGGAGGACAAACAUCCACAUCAACGACAACGUCCUGCACUCAGCCCACGAGUUGGGGGUGCAGAAGGUGGUCUCCUGCCUCUCCACCUGCAUCUUCCCAGACAAGACCACCUAUCCCAUCGACGAGACCAUGAUCCACAAUGGGCCACCUCACAGCUCCAACUUUGGCUACUCCUAUGCCAAGAGGAUGAUUGAUAUCCAGAAUAGGGGUUAUUCUGAGCAGCACGGCCGACGCUUCACUGCUGUCAUUCCCACCAACGUCUUUGGGCCACACGACAACUUCAACAUCGAGGACGGCCACGUCCUGCCAGGGCUCAUCCACAAGGUCUACCUGGCCAAACAGUCCGGCUCUGCGCUGACCGUCUGGGGAACAGGAAAGCCCAGGAGACAAUUCAUCUACUCCCUGGACCUGGCCCGGCUUUUCCUUUGGGUCCUGCGGGAAUAUGAUGAGGUUGAACCAAUCAUUUUGUCAGUGGGAGAAGAUGAUGAAGUCUCCAUCCGGGAGGCAGCAGAGGCCAUCGCAGAGGCCAUGGAAUUCAGGGGAGAGCUCGUUUUUGACACUACCAAGUCUGACGGGCAGUUCAAGAAGACAGCCAGCAAUGCCAAGCUCCGGCGGUACCUGCCCGGAUUCCAGUUCACACCUUUCAGGAAAGCCGUGAAGGAAACCUGUGCCUGGUUCAAUGCCAACUAUGCCAACGCCAGGAAGUGACGGCACCGGGGACUGGCAUCACCCAGGACUGGGAUCAUCCUCUUCAACUCAGGGUUGUCCUUUGCUGGGGCAGAGGACGAGGCUGGGGGGGUGACAGUGACAUUUCCAAAGCAAAAAAGGGAGCCUAGGGAGCAGCUCCCACAUUCCUGCCCCACUGCUGGGAGCGGCGCAGGACGCCCAUGGCAGUGGGGAGGAAAGUUGGGGCAUCCCAAAAAGAUCCCAAAUCAAGUGGUAGGAGCCAAGGAGAGCCAUCACAGUGGCUGUGUCCUAGAGGGUGGUGGCUCUGAGCUGUUAAUGAGCUACACUAAUUACCUGCAAUUAGGCACAAUAAAAGGAAGGCAAACAGGAUUCCAGGGCAUGGAAAUGGCAGCGAGGAAUUUGCUGCUGCUCUUGGCACGUGGGGAUGAUCCCACAGCCCCCCCAUCUCAGGAUAGGAAUGGGAAAGACUCCAGCUGUAAAUGUGGCAUUUAUUAAAAUAUAUGCAAGUAGCAUAAAA